CACAAAACAAGUAUUUUUUCUAAUAAAAAAAGAUUUGGGAGAGGGCUUUGGGAGCUCUCGUUGUUUCAGAGUUAGGGACUUUACACACCCAUGGCCACUGCUACGAAUGUCGUCGCCGCCCCACCAUGCCAGCUCUUCCAGAAAGAACCCGACAUCCAGAUGAUGUUGGCCGUCGACGUCCACCUCGACACCAAGAACUGCGACUUCCAAAUGGAACAUAACAUCUUCAAGCACCGCAACGACGUUUUUCAUGUCAUGGAUCCAAAUGGGAAAAAGUUUAUGCAAGAUGAUGUAGCUGACCGCAUUCAACAGAUGGCCUCCAGGAAGAGGAAAGCCACAACCUCCCAACCUCGGGAACCUUAUGACACCACUCGGUUUGUUUCUGAGGUUGCGUCGGAGCGAUAUUCACAGAAUGUUCACUCCCGGAACAUCCUUCCAGAGAGGGACGUUAACCUCUUUGUGACUGUGUAUCAUGAAUUCAGAAGAGAGCUGAUCAGAAGAAACUGGCAUAAGGCCUUGACUCAGCACAUAGACGGGCACAUUGAUGUGGCCUUGGUCAAGGAGUUCUACUCGAACCUGUAUGACCCUGAAGACAAAUCACCAAAACAAGUUAGAGGGAUGCUGAUUAAGUUUGAUGCGACAUCACUGAAUGCCUUUCUGGAGACACCACCACUCAUUCAGCCAGGGGAGCAGUACCCCUCUUAUUCUAUUUUUUGCAGGACGCGCACUGAUCCUCAAGAGCUUGCCUCCAAGCUUUGUAUUCUAGGGCGCAUGUUCGUUUUAAAUGCUGAAGGAGCGCCUUGGAAGCUCCUGAGGAAGGAUCUGAAUACACUAGCCCAGACUUGGAGUGUGUUAUCAUACUCCAACCUCUUCUGAGGGUCCAUCUUCUUCUGCUCCCCCUGCUUCUGCUCCUGCUUCUACCUCUACUCCAGCUCCCUCUACUUCAACACCACCACUUCCAUCAGCUCCAGUUUAGAUCGACACCUUUGCUCCAUCAUUAUCAGUUCUAGCACAAUGUCGAUGCUCUGAGGUCACAGUGCCGAUGUUGCAGAGCAUCCAUCGUGGUUUAUGCCUGGUGAUGCCAGAGUAUGCACGACUCAGAUCAGCAUCGGCCAAUUAUUAGCAUAGAGGAUUUCAUGGCACAGGUGGCCUGGCCAGGAGUCCAGCCUUCUCCUUUGGGGGGAGGUGAGGCUUCCGCAGCCUAGGAGCCUCAGCCAGAACCUCACCGGAGGCCACUCCAGAGGCUACCCCACGGACUUCACCAAUUACUUCACCUGUUUUGGAGGUCUCUAAUGAGGAGGAUGGCGCUGCUGAUGCGGAUUAUGCAGCUGAUAUGAUCGUAGCACAGAGCACCUGGGACCCAUGGCCUGUUACAACUCAGGAUAUUUCUCAGCCAGUCCAAGAUGCUCCCUCCUCACCUCUGGAUGAGCCCACAGCUGCACAGGAAGAGCCAUGACAGGAUUUUCAUUUAUUUUCCUACUUUUGAUACAGUUUAUGUUUAGUUUACGUUUUUAGUUUUAGUUUUAUGUUUCACUUUAUUUAUUUAGUAAAUUUGAAAGCUUGUUGAACAAUUUAUAAUUUUGAUUGUUAUUGUAGUGGUUUGAUUUGACCUAAAAAUCUUGUGUUUGUUGAAUGAAUUGAAUUGACCGAUUGCAUGGAUUAAGUGAA
Molecule: messenger RNA, 1668 nt
Organism: Glycine soja
Lineage: Eukaryota; Viridiplantae; Streptophyta; Magnoliopsida; Fabales; Fabaceae
Exons: 3
Coding region: 91-876 (261 amino acids)
Source: RefSeq, a predicted model, not a curated record